Molecule: messenger RNA, 529 nt
Organism: Trichomycterus rosablanca
Lineage: Eukaryota; Metazoa; Chordata; Actinopteri; Siluriformes; Trichomycteridae
Gene: ndufs6
Product: NADH:ubiquinone oxidoreductase subunit S6
Exons: 4
Coding region: 37-426 (129 amino acids)
Biological process (GO): mitochondrial electron transport, NADH to ubiquinone
Source: RefSeq, a predicted model, not a curated record
CGUCACUGCUGAGAGGCGGGACUUAAUAGCCUGAACAUGGCGGCUAACCUUCCCAAGAUCUUGUCCUUCGCUAAAAAUACGAGGACUUUACUCAUUACUUCGCGGUUUUCUGCGGUGCCCGUUCAGAGAUACACUGUCCCGGUUACUAACUACGGGGAGAAAAUCACUCAUACCGGACAGGUGUAUGAUGAAAAUGACGUUAGAAGAGCAAGAUUUGUUGGGAGGCAAAAAGAGGUGAAUGAAAACUUUGCGAUCAACCUGGUAGCCGAGGAGCCGGUGACUGAUGUGGGAGUGCGAGUGAUUUCAUGUGACGGAGGUGGAGGAGCUCUUGGCCACCCCAAAGUUUACAUCAACUUGGACAAAACGACCAAAGUGGGCACGUGUGGUUACUGUGGACUCCAGUUUCAGCAGAAACACCAUCAUUAAAACACAGCUUCUGUUCACCUGUCUGCUUAAAAUACAUAAAUUAUUCCCUUUCACUGGUGUGUUAUGGUUUCCUGUAUAAUAAAAUCAUACAACUGUUAAACAA